AUGUUUCAUGAGAUCGAACGAGAUCUUAUCAGACCCGGAAUCAGCGAAAAAGUACUAAAGAACGAGAUUUACCAGCUUGGCGCAACUCAGUACGGCAUCGAAAUCCACUGGCAUAAACGACUUGUCAGGAGCGGCUCGAGCGCCCUACGGCCUUUCCAGGAGAAUCCCCCUGAUCGUAUCAUUGGCGAGGAUGAUAUCCUUGUUAUUGAACUCGACGACCCCCAUAAGAAGAAGAUCCGGAAUACCCUUGACCCAAUUUGGAACAGGGCUGCCGAGGAAGACGGAUGGUCAUUUGGCGCCGAUUUGGCUGGCCACCUUGUCGGAUCGUUCCCCCAUGAACACAUUCCCCGCGACAAGACGACUCUCUAUAAUCUCAAGGGGAACAAGGUGCCCAUGAGCACCUUAGGCAAGAACGGGAAGAAAAGGCAUUGGAUCUUGGAGAUCCACCUACAGGAUCACGCGCGAGGGCUGGCGACAUUCUACGAGCAGCUCUUAACUGCCGGGUGA
This is a messenger RNA of Clonostachys rhizophaga, 507 nucleotides long. Lineage: Eukaryota; Fungi; Ascomycota; Sordariomycetes; Hypocreales; Bionectriaceae. The record is from the annotation of a GenBank genome assembly.